AAUGCCCGUUAGGAUGUACGGAAAGCUGAACCACGACGUGGACCAGUCAACGACUUAGACGCAGCCACACCGCCCGUCGAUGAUGCUCAAUGUUGAUCCGACGGAAUUCCGGGAUAUAGUCAAGAAACUGAACCUAAAUUUGAGCGACGGAGACGUCGAGCAACUGAUCAUCGAGAAGAUGGCCUCCUACACCAACAUAACGAACACGAUGUCCAUGUCCAUGGCGACGACGACGUCGACGUCGACGCCACACCCGUCCGACGACAACCUGUACUGCGGCGGUUACUUGGAGCAAAUCGCCGAAACGUACGGCGACCACUACCACCCCUACGUGGCGAUAACCGUAUGCCUGUUCGGCACUCUCGCCAACAUCUCCAACAUCGCCGUGUUGACCAGGAAGGACAUGGCCAGCGCCCCCGUCAACCGCAUCCUCACGGCACUGGCGUUCGCCGACAUGAUGCUCAUGCUGGAGUACAUACCGUUCGCCUAUUACUAUCACAUCGAUUUGAAAAAGAAGUUCGACUUUCCGUACAUCGGAGCGGUGUUCAUGAUCUUUCACAUUCACACCACCCAGGUGCUGCACACCAUUUCUAUCUGUCUCACGUUGACCCUCGCCGUUUGGAGGUUCCUGGCUAUAGGAUACCCCGAAAGGAAUCACAUCCUGUGCUCGGAGACGCGAUGCAGACUGGCGAUAUCGCUCAGCUACUGCCUGCCCGUCGUGCUGUGCCUGCCCACGUUCUUCACCCUGAAGAUAUCGACGACCACCGUGACGGAGAACAACGAAACGUUCGUCCUCUACCACACCAUCCUGAGCGACGCGUUCCAAAACGAGCCGCGCCUGCUGCAAAUCAACUUCUGGAUCUACGCCGUCUUCAUAAAACUGCUCCCCUGCACCAUACUGACGUUCAUCAGCUUCUGGCUGAUCCGCACGUUGUUCAAGGCGAAGCGCAGGAAGCAGGUGCUGCGCGGCUACGACACCUAUCCGCUGACGCAGGACGGCGCCGCCAAGAAGAAGGUGUCGAAGGCGGAGCGCCGCGCCGACCGCACCACCAAGAUGCUCGUCGCCGUCCUCAUGCUCUUCCUGAUCACCGAGUUCCCGCAGGGACUGUUCGCGCUGCUGAUCGGCCUCCGGGGCAAGACGCUCUUCCUGCAGUGCUACCAGAAGUACGGCGAGGUGAUGGACAUACUGGCCCUGCUCAACGGCGCCAUCAACUUCAUACUGUACUGCUGCAUGAACCGCAUGUUCCGCACCACGUUCGGCCAACUGUUCAAAAGUAAGAUAAUGGCCAAGUGGCCCGCGAACGUGCCCAGUGAGAUCCACACAACUGUCGUGCCGAACGGGACUAACACGACGGAAUUGUGAGUCGGACUGCGAAAGUAUCAUAAUAGGACUAAAAAGAAGAAGAGGACUGAAGAGGAAACCCAAUUUUGAAUUUGUCGGUAAUUUGAUCAUUUACAUGAACGACUGUCCGAAUUCAUCGAGGUGUAAAGCAUCGAAAUAAUAUUUCUAUAGCUUCAAGCUAAAUGGAUCUGUAAAUAUAAAAGUGUUUGAUAUUGAUCUAUUCAGCUUAGGGAUUUAAAGACGAAUAUUUGUACAUAGAUUGCGCUUAAAUUUCAUUUGUGUUUCAUUCAUAUUUGUCUAUAAUUGUCUGGUUAAUUAUAUUUAUACGAUACUAUGAUACCACAUAUUUACAUACAUACUACAUACAUACAUACAUACAUGUUUAGCUCAUACACAACCAAAGAAUAUAAAUAAGUAUGGUACAUGUCCGUUUAAUAGUUUAAUCUAAUAAGUUUGAAAGCGAGUACAGGGUACAAUUACUGAUUACUUUCUAAUAAAUAUAUAGAAUAUAUAGAAGGGAUUUUACUUACCUUUGUAUAUAAAUGCCCCGGAAAUGUGUUAAUGUGUAUUUUUGGAUAAUUGUAAAUUAUAAAGUUAUUGUAUAAUAUAUUGUAUAAUAUAGUUGUUUAAUGUGACAUACUUCAAUAAUUGGGUUUUGUGCAU
This is a messenger RNA of Aethina tumida (small hive beetle), 2005 nucleotides long. Its product is annotated as G-protein coupled receptor dmsr-1. The transcript is spliced from 4 exons. Gene Ontology annotation, biological process: G protein-coupled receptor signaling pathway. Gene Ontology annotation, cellular component: membrane. Lineage: Eukaryota; Metazoa; Arthropoda; Insecta; Coleoptera; Nitidulidae. The record is from RefSeq and is a predicted model, not a curated record. Gene Ontology annotation, molecular function: G protein-coupled peptide receptor activity. The coding region runs from base 80 to 1363 and encodes 427 amino acids.